AUGCCGCACACCGGACAAGCCGGGGUGAAUCAAUUAGGCGGCGUCUUUGUGAAUGGCAGGCCGCUGCCGGACUGCGUGCGCCAGAGGAUCGUGCACCUCGCCCUGGGCGGCGUCAGGCCGUGCGACAUUUCGCGACAGCUACUCGUGUCCCACGGCUGUGUCUCCAAGAUACUCACGAGGUUCUACGAGACGGGAAGCAUCCGGCCCGGCAGCAUCGGCGGCAGCAAGACGAAGCAAGUAGCAACGCCCACGGUGGUCAAGAAGAUUCUGCGAAUGAAGCAGGAGCAGCCGACGAUGUUCGCCUGGGAGAUCCGCGAGCAGCUCGCGCGACAGGGAGCUUGCGAUCCGCAGAGCCUACCCUCCGUGUCUUCGGUCAAUCGCAUCCUGAGAGGUGGCGGACUGCAUACCGAUCUCCCUGCCAUCGAGGGCGGCACAUCCGGCGCGUACGCGUCGCAAAUCCCGUCGAACACCAGAGAUGCGCUCAUGAGAACGGACUAUCAGCUGUUCUAUUCGGGGGCGUUGGGACCGUUGCACAUCUCGGCGAACACCGGCAAUACCGGCACGCCGUCGUGGAAUCAGAGCUUCUACUCGUCCCUCUACCAGGCGACGACCCUGCAUUUGCAUCACGGGAUGCAGUCGUUCGCACCCCUGGACGCGGAGCGUCUGUCGGAUCAGAACGGCGCGCAGGGCCAGCUCGAGCUCAAGUCGAGCUCGAGCUCGACGGCCGGCAGCGAUGACUCGCUGGACAAGAGCGACCUGGACGAGAACAUCGAGUCGCAGGAGCACUACAAGUCCUUCCGGAACGCACCGAUCAUCCUGGAGCUCAGCCAGAAGAUCGGCAGCGACCGGAGCGCCUUCGUCAGGCACGGCACGCCCAAUUCGGCCGUGAACCUGGACAACGCGCGGGAGAGCCCGGUGACCAUCGUCGAGGCGAGCCGGCAAGACCCGACGCAGUCGCACAGGAUCUUCGAGGCGAAGAACAGCGGCUCGAGCACGACGAUGAUGACAAACGUGGCGACGACGACGGCGGCGGCGGCGACGGCGGCGGAGAAUCAGCCGCUGCAGCCGCAGAAGAAGAAGAACCCCUACUCGAUAGAGGAGCUCCUGAAGAAGGACGAGAGCAGGUCCACGCCCAGGAGGCCGAGAUUGCACCACGUCGGAGUGGUGCAGCCCUGCGGCAUCGUCGUCAGCAAGGAGAUCUAA
This is a messenger RNA of Dinoponera quadriceps, 1203 nucleotides long. RefSeq lists its product as uncharacterized. The record is from RefSeq and is a predicted model, not a curated record. Bases 1 to 1203 code for a protein of 400 amino acids. Lineage: Eukaryota; Metazoa; Arthropoda; Insecta; Hymenoptera; Formicidae. Gene Ontology annotation, molecular function: DNA-binding transcription factor activity, RNA polymerase II-specific; RNA polymerase II cis-regulatory region sequence-specific DNA binding. The transcript is spliced from 5 exons. Gene Ontology annotation, biological process: regulation of transcription by RNA polymerase II; anatomical structure development.